Molecule: messenger RNA, 1609 nt
Organism: Triticum dicoccoides
Lineage: Eukaryota; Viridiplantae; Streptophyta; Magnoliopsida; Poales; Poaceae
Product: ethylene-responsive transcription factor CRF2-like
Exons: 1
Coding region: 555-1436 (293 amino acids)
Biological process (GO): regulation of DNA-templated transcription
Molecular function (GO): DNA-binding transcription factor activity; DNA binding
Source: RefSeq, a predicted model, not a curated record
CUCCCCAAACCCCCAAAACUCCCAUCCCAUCCCAUCACCGCUUCCCAGCUCAGCUCUGCUCAUUCUCUUCUCUUCUCCACUCCCGUCCUUGUUCCUCGCGCUUUCGUUGUUGCGCUCCACACUCCUCUGUUCCUCUCUCAUCGAGCCAAGAUUUUACAGAGUUCGAAAACCGUUAUUAUCCCGGCGCCUCGCGGCAGGCAGAGGACGGCUCGCCUGCUCGUAUAGUUGCUGUUACAUUUCUGCUCGCCUUUUUAAAUAAAGAAGGUAAAGAGGAGGAGGAGGCCGUCUUUAUUGCCUUCCCCUGCUCGCAUCGUCACUCCGUCCUCCUCACUGCCGUCCCUUUGGUCUUUAUUCCCCUGCUGAUCCGCGCCCCCGUUCAAUCGUUCGUCAGCUCGCUCAGGCGCAGCGCGGCUAAGGCUGCAGCUUCCUUUCCUGCUGGGGCCAGGGGGCUCGUUUUCAGCUUUCUAAACUGCGUCUGUCUUCAAAGGGGUUUUGGGUGAGAGAGACACCCUUCGUGUGCUUCCGGUGGUGGAGAAGAAGAGUUGGCGCGUGCCAUGUCGCGGUCGCGCACGGUGCGUAUCUACUGGGACGAUCCCGACGUGACGGACUCGUCCAGCGAGGACGACGAGGGCUGCGCCGCUCGGAGGGUGGGAAGGAUGGUGCGGGAGCUUCCGCCGGCCCCGGCGCCGCUGGUGCAGGCGGCGGCGGCGGCUCCUUCACCGGAGCAGUGCAGCGCGGGAGACGACGACCUGCCGAGGCGUGUUGGUGGAUGUACCCGUGCGCGGAAGAGGCUGGCCAAGGGCGGCGGCUCCGCUGCGCAGAGCACCAAGUUCCGCGGCGUCAGGCGGCGGCCGUGGGGCAAGUACGCGGCGGAGAUCCGCGACCCGUGGCGCGGCGUGCGCGUCUGGCUCGGCACUUUCGACACCGCCGAGGAGGCCGCGCGCGUGUACGACAACGCGGCCAUUCAGCUCCGCGGCGCCACCGCGACGACCAACUUCUCCACCUCCUCCACGAAUUCGGAGGGCGCCCAGGAGGACCUGACGGCGGCCGGGUACGAGUCCGGCGCGGAGUCCUCGCAGGCGGUGUCGUCCCCGACGUCCGUGCUCCGCAAGGUGCCGUCGAUGUCGUCCUUGGCGGAGGACAGGGGCGACUCGGAGGCCUGUCAAGGCGACGCCGCUGCCGGCAGCAGCCUCAGCGUUCCGGAGGAGCUGGGCGAGUUCGUGCCGUUCGAGGACGCGCCGGUCUACUCCAGCAGCAGCUUCUGGGACUUCGAGCCGCAGUCGGGGUUCCUCUACGCCGAGCCGUCCUCAGCCGAGGAGGCCUCGUGGGACGCGUCCGCCGGCGGCGAGCCGUGGGCCGCGCCGGUGCAGGAGAACGACUACUUCCAGGAUUUGCGCGACCUGUUCCCGCUCAACCAGCUUCCCGCGAUUUUCUAGAUGGGAGCGGCGGAGCUUGCUUCCCUAUCUUUUUUGGUGUAUGUCGAGACUCGAGAGUAUUUUGUCGUGUACGUGUGGUGUGUCCCCGUGUAUUUGUAACAUGUCCGUGUGCGUUGCUGCUGUCUGUGUUGAGUCGACGAGAAGAGGAAUGUACGAUCCGGGUAGAGUUUUCA